AUGACAAUGAUGAAGAUGAAUAUGAAAAUGAUGAACAUGAACAUGAACCUGAACAUGAAUAAUAAUAAUACUAUGGAAGAAGAAAAGAAGGAACAAGAGGAACAACGCGAGAUGGUGGUUGUGACGGGCUACAAGCGUUCUGGUACGUCGUUGAUGAUGGCAUUGGUGGAACACUUGGGCGUGGAUUUGUGUUACUGCGAAGAGUUUGAAGCGGCAUUGAAGGAACACCAUGGCGGAAAGAACGAUUUCUACUAUGAAGAUGCCAAACUAUCGGCCAAAAAAGCCAACGGCGAAGUCUGGUGCGAUGGCGCUGUCAAAAUGUUUUCCCACGUCGUCACGCACAAUGUCAAGCAAGCACCUCCUCAUUUGCAGUCCAACGUGAAAGUCAUUUGGAUGAAACGCGAUCCCGCGCUGAUUGAACGCAGCAUUCGUCGUUACAAGAAACCCAAUACCAAAUAUGUGGGACCUGGAGGACAUUCGUCUUCCACCCUAGAAGAUGAACUGGAAAUCAUUGCGCAGUUGGACGAGUUCCACCAAGAAGCACAGCGAGAACUCGACUUGCAGACCAUUCAGUUUGAAGAUUUGCUCCAAGAUCCAUUCCAAGUCGCACAGAUGGUCGCAGACUUUCUGGGUAGACCUUAUGACAGUGACAAGGUUCAUCAGUACUUGAAACUUGUCAACACACAACGAGGAAACAAGGAAAACAACAAGCCAACCAACAGCAACAGCAACAUCAGCAGCAAUGACAGCAAACACGAAGAAACCAAGACCAUGUCCUAA
Seminavis robusta is the source of this 780-nucleotide messenger RNA. Lineage: Eukaryota; Bacillariophyta; Bacillariophyceae; Naviculales; Naviculaceae. The record is from the annotation of a GenBank genome assembly.